UCAAGAUGGCGAACAUGGAAAAUAAAACACCCACUGCUGUCAAAACCAGGGAGACCUCUGGUUUUCUCAUGUCGAUAGUCAGAACACUUUCCUCAAGUGCUGAUUUUGAACAAAGGGAAAAGGAGAAAACGAGAAUCGAGAAAGCCUUCAGAGAGAGUGAAAAACGGUUGGGCGAGUUGGUGACGGGAAAUCAUCAAGAGGUGAUUAAAGUUUUACAAGCUUUUAGUUCGAUGACAAAAUGCAUACAGGACUCGAGGAAUAAGAUGAGAAAGAUUAAAGAUGAUCUAAAAUCUUGUAAAACACUGCUUCAUUUUAAAAGAGAUGAGUUGAAAAAGUUGUGGAAAGAUGGGGUCGAACAUAAAUCUGUGUUGCACAUGUUAGAUCAAGUCGAACAAGUUAGGGAAAUUCCUGACAAGAUGGAUUCGCUAUUAGCUAAUAAACAAUAUCUAAAGGCCACAGAUCUGAUCGUGGGCGCGGUUGCCACACUCGAAGGCCCGUUAGAGGGUGUUGAUGCACUUCGCGAUUUGAAACUGGAACUUAUAUCGAGGAAGGAGAAAUUACAUGAAGUGUUGAUUAAAGAGUUAAAUCACCAAGUUUACGAGAAAUCGUUCGAAUUGUACAUCAAUUCUAGACGUCGCAAUAUUAGUCGAACGUCUCCUGGCAAUCCUAUUAGUAAUCCUGUAGGUCAAGAAAUAACGGAUAGUCUUCAGGUUCGAGACCGAGAGAUAAGUGUGGACGGUAAACCAGCAGAUAAUAUACCAAUAGGCGUGCUGAUAGAAUCUCUCUCAAUUCUCAGACGAUUACCAGAUGCCAUAGAGACAAUCAAAGCUGAGAUGGAACCAGAAUUAAUGAAUUUAGUUUCAAAAGUUUCGCAGCAAAUUGUUGAACACGCUUGUCAGCAGGGGGAGCCAUUUACUUAUCAGAAUCAAUCGUCGUGUCUUUUGGAGUUUCUUGAGACAAUUUUCGCACAGUUUCGUUGUGUUGCAAAGUUACAUCAGAGUAUUCUGUCCCAUAUUAAUAGAAUAACGUCGAGAGGGAUGCCGAUUAGAUCCGUGCUUAUGUACGAUAUGAAGGACGUUUGGUCGAAAAUACAAGCCGUGCUUCAAGUUCUGCUGGGCGAAUAUCUCGACGUUCAGAAUACGAUUUCAAUAAACCAACAGUCAACGUCAGCGUUCGAUGAACCGAGUGCGGACAUAAAACAUUAUUUCAGUAAAAAGAGGACGACUAGGCCUAAGAAGUUGUCGUUGUUUAGAUUUGAUGCGUCGCUUCAUGCUUUGAGUACGAAUAGUUAUAUUGAAGAUAACCGACAUUUUGAUACGUCCGAGUACAUGCGUGAACCGGGUUUAAUAGCAGGGAUGGCCAAACAUCAGUUCGUCUGUAAACCAGCAGCCAAUAAUAUUACAGCAAUUUACAAACCAUUAAAGGUCUUCAUCAAGGAGAUCGAGACGGCAAUGGAAUGCCCAGCAGGUCUGCAGGAAUUUGUUAACGAAUUUCUCCAGAAAGCAUUCCUGGGGCAAGUGUACCAACGGGUGUCGAAAUCGAUUGACGAGGCUACAAGAGGUUUUGAUGCAUUGCGCCACGUUAUUGACGAGAAGAGUCGACGAGAUUUGGGGGUUCCGCGGCCUUUAUUACAGAGUACGGUAACCGUAGAGAGGAACAUCCAGGAACUUAGGGAAUUAAUGCAGGAUCUACCAGACUGUUCGGAACAAUUUUUGAAUAUGAUCUGUAAUGUUUUGGGCGAAUACAAAGAUAAAUGUCAUGCAGCUUAUCGGGAUAUCGUGCAGCACGGAUCAGAUGAAAAACGCGUUAUUUCGGCCAUGUGGGCGAAAGACGAAGAUAUAAGUCGAUUUUUAAGAUCGUUGCCGGGCUGGAGGACAUUACAGCCAGGUGAAGGUCAGGAAUUGGACAGAACUGUUUGUUCCGAGGAAGAGAUGCGGGCACUGAACUCGAAAGAAUCAAUCAUUCUUAUUACUAAUCUGUCGUCUGAUGAUAAUUUAAUUCCACAGCAAGAAAUAAUCACAGACAUUACACAAAUGAGGACGGUCGCUAAUGUACACGAAAGUUUGGAAUGGUUUGCAUUUGGUUUACGGCAGUUUGUUUCUACAUUAACAAAUAAAUCAAAUCAAACUCCUUCUGAUAUUCCUAAAGUAUCCGAAAAGAUAUUGCAAUCGUUGUCGAAACUGGUUCAGGAUUUCCAAGAUUUAGCCGAAAUCUGUCUUCUGCUGUUGCAUUUAGAAGUUCGUGUUCAUUGUUUCUAUUAUUUGCUUCCGGUAGCCAAACAGUCAAAUUACGCGGGACCAAUAGAUGACUUGGAUCCGGACUCUAAUGUCUUGAAAUUAAACAAAGAUUUAACCAGCAUGGAAGAAGUGCUCGCCCAAAGUCUGCAACCGAAAAAAUUCAAAUAUAUAUUUGAGAGUUUGGGUUACCUGGUUGCGUCCAUUUUAAUUAAUAGUAUUCAAUAUCUUAAAAAGAUUAACGAAAACGGCAUCAAGAAAAUGUGUCGUAAUAUUUUAGCGAUUCAGCAGAAUUUAACGAAUAUCACAUUAACCCGAGAAGCAGAUUUAGAUCGGGCACGUCAUUUUUACGAACAAUUAUAUCUACAACCCGAUGAUAUACUAACGCUCGUAGCGGAGAAAGGCACGAAUUUUACCCACACGGAAUAUAGUCAACUGAUACAGCUUUAUCAUCGCAGUCACCCGAAUAAAAAAUCUUACCAAGCACAAGAUAAACAUUUACAAAGAUUAACGGAGGUCUGGGAAAAAGGUCAACAUGAAAAUCGUGAUUAAAAUUGGAUCAAAAUGAACUAAUUGGAUUUUUUAUUAUAUUAUAAAUUUAGUGCUAAUUAUGUUAAAAUGGACAGUGCAUUCAUAUAUUUAUAAUAAUUUAAUUCAAUUACAUAUUUAUUUAAAACAUAAAUUGUAAUAUUUUACAUGUAUAUAUAAUACACCGUCUUCAAAGAGUCAAAGCAAAAAAUCCUACAAUCAUAGAUGACGUGUGUUACCGUGUCUGUACAUUGUGCUUUCACAUAGACGGAGGAUUUUGACAUCCGAAGUAUUAUGUUGCCCAUUAAAUAUCGACAAAAAUCCAGACGAAAAGAGAAAUCAGUGCCAUACAAUAUGACAGGUAUCAGAGAGAUUGUGUCUGUUACUGGAUGCUGUAUUUCCAGGCUUGUUGAUAUAAUAUAAAUCCAAGUGAUAUAUCAACAACUGUCCCUUUCUAUAUAAUAUACAACAUAUUGACUAUUGUACAAUAUAUACAACAUAUUGACUAUUGUACAAUAUAUACAACAUAUUGACUAUUGUACAAUAUAUAAAACAUAUUGACUAUUGUACAGUAUAUAAAUGUUGACUUUGUUCUUGUAUAUUAUUGGUUAAUUAGAAAUUAAAUGAAGUAGGAUUUAUCGUCCUGCGUAUCUGCACCAAAUAGUCUAAUGAAGAUCAUACGUACUCCUUACAAUCUGCUACGAGGGAAAUUUUGGACGGACAGCAGCAUUACAGCCUACUCUUAUAUUGAAUUCCUUCAGUCACAGGUUCUUUUACUUGCGUGCUAACGUGUACACGAGGCCUCAGUUUUUCAUCCCGAUCGAUUAGACACCUGUUCUUGUCAGGCCCCCCAACAGAUUAUUUAUAAAACUAGUUAAAGAAUUAACAUUCACAUUCUCCUCCAGUUGAUCAUGUGUUUUAAUUAGAAUGUAGACAUGUACAACAUUUAGUACUAAAAUCAUUAGACAUGUUUUCAUGCGUCAAACUUGCUACAAGGCUUUCUCUUUAAUACUGUCAAUAUCAUUCCAGUGUGUAACUAUACAAUUGUCAACUCAGCAAUCUACAGCCAACAAAGGUCAAAGAAGGUUUAUCUUGUAGUAUUGCAUGUCCAGGUCUUUACACAGGGCAUCCUCAGUUUUAUUAAAACUGAGUUAUUAUUGUUCCAUGUUUUUCGUUUAGACACUCCAGUAGCAUUUAGUCAAAGACAUGUUUAGAAAAGAUGCAUUCUUGUCCUAUGACGACAGCUAAAUAAUACCAUCCAAUUUCCUGUGUCACAGAUUGGUAGAUUGAUGUUAAAUUGACCAAUCACUAUCUGUUUUUUAAUGAAGGCCUACAUGUACCUCUUGAGCCUUAUUACAGACUGUGUAACCUGCUCUAUAUUAGACACCUGCACAACAUGGCUCCCUACUUGCUGCCCUUAGACUCGUGCACAACAUGACUCCCUACUUGCUGCCCUUGAAGAAAACUUAUCAGCAGUAAAUAUUCGCUUGGCCGCUAAAAUCACUGAAAGGGAUGACAUAGGGACGAGUUGAUUAAAUCUCUAUAUUAACUUAUACAAAUUAAAUUCUAAAACAAUAUAAAUUUUUUAAAAAAAGAAAUAAAUGUGUUGGCAGUAUAUCUGGAUAAAGAAUACUUAGUGUAAAUUGGUAGAUAAAAUAGUACGCGAAGGUGUAAAGUUAGUUAAAGACACCAAUUCAGCUCUGAUCAGUUUGUGUUACUACAUCUGAAGUAAACAUGCUAUCAUCGAGACUGUGAUGUCACCCGGCCGUAGACCUAUGCUACUCAUGAACUUAGAGGUCCGCCAUCUUGUACAGAGAUGACCACUUUGAAACAAGAUUGUUAUUAAAGAGGUAGUUUUAUAUGAAUAUAACCAACUAUUGAGAAUACAUAAUAUUAAUUUUAAUUCUAUGUGUUUAGAAAUAAAUUAUAAGUGUAUGUUAAUGAUACAAGUUCUGAAUGAAUGGUCUAAUUUAUAUCAAUGUAAGAAGAUAUUUUUAUAAAAACAAUAUUAUAUAUUUAAGAUAGACCUGGUUACCAGAUAAAUUCUAUUAAGUUAUAUAUGAUCUAAAGGUAAUUCUCAAGCAAAAUACAACAUUUAAAUCUCUUCAAAUUGGUUGACAUGAAACUUUUAACUAAGUCUUCAGAGCUUUGAUGAGUGUUUUGAUGACAAAAGCAACAACUCCAUGAAUAAAUGACGCACUUAUGAUUCUACCAUUUCGAAUAAAACGGCUAAGGGAUCUUUAACAUACAUUGGACUGUUUUUGUCUCAUCCAAAUGACUAGUUACUUUACUUGUUCGCCCUGUUGAGUGGAACUGUAUAUAUGAGAGAGAGUAUUUAUAUUACUGUACAGGUGAUGUUGAAUAUGGCGGCUAAAAGUGAUAUAAAAUACAAGCAUACCAUGGCUCAUGCAUGACAACUGUUACUAUGCGGGUAUCAUACAGUAAGCACACCCUGUCUCAUGCAUGACAACUGUUACUAUGUGGAUAUAAAAUAUAGCAAUAUAACAUGGACAAAUAGCACUAGAAUAAGACAUGAAUAUUUACAUAUUGACUCAUAUUAAAAUAUACAAAACACAUCUUGAAAUAAUCAAGGAUCACUGGGUAUCAUUACUACCUUUGGUUCUUUAUAAACUGCUCUUUUUAUUGACAUGUGUCAGACAGGUGAUUGUAAACACCUUGAUUGAGUAAAGUUAUUCAGUGUUGUAGACCUGAACAACAUACCCUGUAUUAUACUUACAUGACACUCACUACAGAUAGCUCACCGGAGAAAUGGUAUUAGAUGUUCCAGAAAAGGAAGUCAUAUUUUGCCUCAUGCACCAUAUUUAUCACUAUUUAUGGCUAAACAAUGACAGGCGAAGUAUUUUGAGGUGAAUAGAGUAACGAUAUGUUAUAGAUCCUGUGGUUAAACCAAGAUGAUUAAAACGGGGAGAGACACUAAAAUUAUUUACGUGGUAUCAACAAUGUGUUUUAAAAGAUAUUCAUAACAUAAUAUGAGAUACAAUCAGGUUAAUAUGAAGGCAGCUGAACAUGAAACACUUAGAAGCAGACAAUGAAUAGGUUUUUUAAAGAAUGAAUGAGUAUAAUCUAAUACUUUAACAAUGAGAAAACAUUUAAAUAUGUCAAGUAGACAAUAUGAUGUAUAAUAUAUAAUAUUUGUUUUUAUCUACAGAAUGAAACAUAGGCUAUAAAUACUCCACGAGAAAAUGCUAACAGGAAUGAGAAAAUGCUAACACAAUAAGAUUAGGGACCUUUCACAUCGGUACGAAAAUGAAAACGUCAUCGAUUCGUGUGUACUUGUGACGUCAAUCCGUAAUGAGUGUUUGGCCAGUGAAAAAACGUUACGCGUACAGAGCUGGUUUUACGUAGGUAUGCAAACGAAUAUGUUUCUUGUCUCAUAUAUUGAAUUUUGCACCAUUUGUCGAUGCUUUGUGUAUAUUGUUGAUUGUGUAGAGUUCGUAGAAUGUGCUCAAAAGCAAUAUUCUGCUUGAUUUGUUGUACAUCUGCCCAAAAAUUGAUUGAAAACAUUGACUUGACCGAGAAGUUCAUGAAGUGGAAAUUAAUGCCAUCCAGCUAUUAUUGUACGUCGGAUUGUGAAACCGUGCGUUAGAGGAUACGAAAACGAACACGUAAGCGAACAUAUGUUCGUUUUGGUGUUCGUUUUCGUACCAAUGCGAAAGGUCCCUAAUAUAAGAUUACAUGGACCCACUGGACCAGUGAUAGUUGGUUGAACUCGGGGUAUAAAUAUUUACAAAGAUAUAACUGUAAUAAGAUAACAAUAAGAAUAUAACAAAAGAGUUUACAGAGAGAGAGAGAGAUAGAAUGAGGUAAAGAUGUUUAAGAUUUUAUUCCACGUUUGUUCAUCUGGGCUUUAAAUUUCUUAUCAGCUCGACUAUCAGCAGCAGCUUGUCGUCUGUGUUCACUGUAAAUAAAAUAUAAAUACUCACUUUAAUUAUAAAAUACACAACUGAAUAAAUUUA
Molecule: messenger RNA, 6739 nt
Organism: Patella vulgata (common limpet)
Lineage: Eukaryota; Metazoa; Mollusca; Gastropoda; Patellidae
Product: exocyst complex component 4
Exons: 1
Coding region: 6-2786 (926 amino acids)
Biological process (GO): chemical synaptic transmission; exocytosis; Golgi to plasma membrane transport
Cellular component (GO): exocyst; growth cone membrane; synapse
Source: RefSeq, a predicted model, not a curated record